AUGUUGAAUGGUUCUCUUGACAACAAACAACGCUACAAAUACCAUGAUACUGCACAAGGAAUUGGCUUGGUGAUGCCAUGCGUCGUCAAGUCGAGACAACCAACAACAACUCGCUGCUGUGGACGUUAUGGAAAAACACUACUUCUUUGGACGGCCUUUUUGGUUAUUCUCGUUGUCAAAACGACGACUGCAGCUACAUUGCCAGGCACGAAAUGGCUGGAGCAUCGACUACGAAAGCUAGCUCGAGCACACAUUAUUGAAGCACCGUCAGAGCCCGCCACUUUGGAUGGAGCUCUUCCUGCUGGCGAACAUCAUCAUCAUCCAUCCGCAGAACAUGCGCUAUUGGUGGUGGCAACUCAUGAAGGACAAGUUUGGACCAUUGAUUCGACGGAUGGAAGUCUAGUAGCAGGUUUUUCUACUGGACCACCGCUCCUUGUGGUGGAUGAUCAAUUUGAACAAGCGACAAUGGACGGUGCCGCGUAUCCUGCCAUACCCGAGGGGUUGGCCCAAUCUCAAAUCGUUCCAAGCAUGGAUGGCAUUCUGUAUUGGAGACAACCCAUUGACAGUGGCGAUACCGGUACCACCAGCAAUCAGAAUAGCAAGCUAGUUCCCAUUGCAUCGAUUCGUGAUUUGGUGGACAACCCAAUUCAAAUGUGUCAGGAAAUUGAUGGAGGGAACUGCGACAUUUUGACGGCAACCUCUUUGGGUCCAUCUCUCUUCUCGUUGAAUUCCCAAGGAAGUCUGAAUUGGGCAAGAUCUAGAUCUACCACAACCAGAGUCAAACCUGUGCCGAUGCAACGAAAACCAAGUGAAAACGGAAGUGAAGACACGGAUGACGACGACGACGACAGUGAAAGCAGCAGCGAUAGCAACAGUAGCACCAGCAAGACGAAUUUACUGCUGCAACGACAAGAUUACUUAGUGCAACAAAUAUCGACGGAAACGGGCGAACAAGUCUGGAAUAUUACAUGGGGAAAUCUGGAAUCGCUGGACUUUGUGGGGGACGAACAAGGCGACGCUGGGGCGGCGACAACAAGUUCCAGAAGAAGUAGAAGACGCGACCACCAAUCCUUUCACCUGCUGCCGUCGGAUGAGCCAGUCUCGUCAUCGUCGGAUUUGCCGUCUCUUGUCUUUGGCAAUCACGGCAAGAGUCUUGUGGCUCUGUGGACGGAACCUCCCAAGUUUCUCUGGAAACGGGAUUUUAUCAGCGUCAUUACCAAAGUCUUUGGCAUUGAACGGGACAACUGGCAAUCGGUGAACGUCGUGGCCGAGAUUGAUGAUAUGAAUGACGGGUCCGAAAAGCAACAGUGGUACAGUAGUCGGGAAAUAUUGCAGCCACUGCUAGGCCUACCGGACCGUGAAGAGACUCAGACAGAAAAGGAUGCUUUCAGGUACUGGUGGUGGGCCGGAGGGGGCAAGGGCAUGGGGAAGGACAAGCCAUUCAGGGAUAUAGAAAAAUUCGUUGUUCAGCCACAACAAGAGAAUGGUUUGAUCUUUGUGCCCAGACCGCCUGCACACAGUUUGGUCCGCAAUUCCUGGUUCUUGAAUCAUUUGUGGGAUUCUCCACAGGCAAGAGGAGCCCAGAGCUUUCAGGGGUUCUUGGCCGCAGAAGCGCACAACGACAAGAAGCAGACGGAAAAGGAAAAGCCGAGCCAGCCAACAGCAAAGCCCGCACAACGAAAGGAGGAGUACCAAAUACCUCAUCUUCAGAUGAUGGAACAAUCUUAUGAUACAAGCAACAUGCCACGAUUGCUUCUGCUGCCUCCAGCAGAGCACCCGUUGCCGUCACCUGCGACUUCGGGCGGACUAUUCCUGUCCUGGCCUCUUGUGGUUGCAAUUAUCACUGCUCUGGUUGGAACGGCGGGUGCCGCUUUUGUUGUCUACGGAGAGAAGAAGAAAAAAUGGAUGGCCACGUCUGCGAGCCCGGAUGGCUCAGGCAAUAACACCUCCGGAAGCCAAGGUGUGUCGGACUUGACCGCGGACACCCUUUCGCUCUCUGCGACGAGGACUCGGAGCUUGAGUGUUACGGCAGCCGAUCGAAGCCUCUCUCGUUCCAAGGAUCAGUCACGCAGCAAUUUGAGCGGUAGUGACAAAGGUGCAGCAGGACUUGUCCCUUUUGAGAAGGCUCCUAGACACACUCUAAAUCGAAGCUGCAGCGCUCCAAUAAUGACCAGCGACGCUAUUGUAUCAUUCUCUGGAUUGGCAAAGACCAACCUGAUGAGCCAAACAAACCACGGAACGGAAAUGUCGGGAAACAUACAAUCGUCGAAUCCAGCCGAAAAGGAAGCUCCUCCGUCUCCUACGGAUGUUGCCAAGGGACCGCUUGUCAAACAUCGAUCUGCACCAAUAGAAAUGCCUUCAGUUGUGCCACAGGGUAUCGGAAUGAUUGAUGGAAUCCCUUUGAUUCGAUAUUCUAGAUACCAAGCAGAGUUUCGCGAAAUCGAACCACUUGGGAGGGGAGGAUUCGGCUCUGUCUUUAGGGUCGCCAAUGUCCUGGAUGGCCGCGAAUACGCUGUAAAGAAAGUGUCAAUACGGUCAAGUGACUGGAAUUCACCAGGCACCGAAGCGUUCUCGCAAGAAUUGCAUCGCGUGCUGCGAGAAGUCAAGUUCUUGGCUCUUCUGGACCACCCAAACGUUGUCCGCUAUUACACGGCAUGGCUGGAAAUGGAAGAAAAUGAGCAUUUGCCCAGUGGCGAGGAAAGCGUAAGCAACGCGAAUACCAACACUCUUUCUCGCCGCCUCUCCAGCGAGCUCUUGACAGGUUUAGAUCCAACGAAUGAAGAGAAUGCGCAAAGCCAAACCACAUCAUCUUUCCUAGGCAACAGAAAUUCGACGAGCACAAGCAAAGCCAUACUCAGCCAUCUGAAACCAAAAAAGAAGGCCAAUCCACUCGGUUGGAAUAACACGUUUGGCUUUGAGGACAGUUCAAUGUCAGCUUUCCACCCGCGCUACGCCAUGCCCAUUGUUCCGGAUUCGGAGGAUUGCGGUUUCAUUUUUGAGGAGAGAAGCGACGAAGGGGAAGCAGAAGAGGAGCAAGACGAAAAUUUCCACCGAAACCACAACAUGAAUUCGUUUGGAGGACACUCUGUCACUUCCUCUGAAUACUCCAAGUCAGAGCAUUCUCAUUCUGUAUCUAGCUCUUGGGAUGCUUCGUACAGCCUCAAUAGACGACAGAAGAUUGCCGCCUCUACGGAAGGUGCCACAGACGAAGAAAAGAAGAGCGCACCGGAAGCGGCUGAUCGACAACGAAGAAACAGCAAGACAUCGAAACACACACUGUAUAUCCAGAUGCAGCUAUGCAGCCCAGAGACGCUAGGCGAUUUCUUGACCAACAAGGAAGCCCGACAGGGACAUGCGCUUACUGUUAGCGGAUCAGAGGCAGUAGAUAUUCCACUGGCUCUGCGGCUUUUUCUUCAGAUUGUGGAAGCAGUGCAUCACGUGCAUCAACGAAAUCUUAUUCACAGAGACCUGAAGCCCAGCAACUGCUUCAUCGACGAAAUGGGAACAGUUAAGGUGGGAGAUUUUGGCUUGAGUCGCGAAUCGAACGACAACGACAACAGCGCGAACUCUUCGUUGAUUCUGGACGCGCAGCAGGACACCCAAUGCGCCGGUGACAACACUGUAGGAGUGGGAACUCGUUCCUAUGCGAGUCCUGAGCAGAUGAAUGGCUCUGACUACGAUGCCAAGACUGAUAUCUUUGCGUUGGGAAUGAUGCUCUUCGAGCUCCUGUAUCCAAUGUACACGGGAAUGGAGCGACAUAUUUGUUUCCAAAAACUACGUUCGGAUUGUACCUUUCCCGAAGGUUGGCAAUCUAGUGUCUGUUCCACGUUCCCAAGCUUGGACCAGCUUGUUCGGUCUAUGCUGUGUUUGAAACCAAGAGAUCGACCUACAGCCGACAAAGUGGCGCGGCAUAUCCAAGGACUGAUCGAAGAGCACAGCGUGACUCUCAACAUUAGUCGCCAUGAACACGACAUUGAGAAUCUCAUUUUUUUUCGAGUUGAAGCGAGGCCAGUUCCCGACGUUUUGAAGGUUGUUAUCGACCUGAUCCACGGUGCAACUGCCCCAGAAACCGUAGAGGUUGUGCAGUACGGCAUGCGGAGUGGGACGAAAAAGAGCUCUGACGAAAAGCAACAGAAGAGAGCUAUACUCGAGUUUGCUCUAGCUCUGUCGAACAGCGAUGCCAGCGUAUCUGCGACAAGGGGAUCCCUUCUGGCGACCAAACUGGAAGAGCACGAUGACAUUCUAGUCGCCCGACACGUGUGGCACCAAACCACGCUUGCCAAUUGGGCCAGUCGUUCAGUAUGA
Molecule: messenger RNA, 4305 nt
Organism: Seminavis robusta
Lineage: Eukaryota; Bacillariophyta; Bacillariophyceae; Naviculales; Naviculaceae
Source: the annotation of a GenBank genome assembly